Messenger RNA from Anopheles cruzii, 1782 nucleotides. It is a transcript of the gene SoxN, whose product is annotated as transcription factor SOX-1. Gene Ontology annotation, molecular function: RNA polymerase II cis-regulatory region sequence-specific DNA binding; DNA-binding transcription factor activity, RNA polymerase II-specific. Bases 1 to 1782 code for a protein of 593 amino acids. Gene Ontology annotation, biological process: positive regulation of transcription by RNA polymerase II; anatomical structure morphogenesis; cell differentiation. The record is from RefSeq and is a predicted model, not a curated record. The transcript has a single exon. NCBI's taxonomy places the organism in Eukaryota, Metazoa, Arthropoda, Insecta, Diptera, Culicidae.
AUGCUGACCAUGGAAUCCGACAUGAAGGGGGGCGGCAUCCUGCAUGCCACGAUGCCCCCGCACCACCCGUCGUCACUGCACGGCCACAGCACCUCACCGUACGGUGCGCUCGGAUCGCUCAGCAUGAUGAACCUCGGACAAUCACAGUUCACGUCGCAUCAGACGGGGACCGCUGCGGCGCAACAGCACCACCUGCUGGCCAAUGCCGGAGGUGGUGGCGGAGGCCAUCAGCAGCAGCAACAGCAGCAGCAGCACCAGCAGCACCACCUGACUCAUGCGCUCAGCAGCAACAACAAUAACAACAACAACGGUGGCAGCAACAACAGCAGCGGAUAUGGAAGCCACACGCACGACAGCAGCCCGCUGCAGCAGCCCGUGUCCGGUCUGAGCCCCACCGGGGGCCUGGUGGGCCAGGGCCACUCGCAGCACAGUUCCCCGACCGGGCUGUCCGGUGCCACGAUCCAGCACCACAUAACGGCCAGCGGUGGUGGCCAUCACCAUCAUCACCACCACCACAGUGGCGGGGCCGGUGGACUGUUGGGUGUGAAUCACAACAACAACAACACGAGCAAGGCGGCCCAACAGAACGCGGAUCGCGUGAAGCGGCCGAUGAACGCGUUUAUGGUGUGGUCCCGCGGCCAGCGCCGGAAGAUGGCGUCGGACAAUCCGAAGAUGCACAACUCGGAGAUCUCGAAGCGACUCGGGGCCCAGUGGAAGGACCUGUCCGAGACGGAGAAGCGCCCGUUCAUCGACGAGGCGAAGCGGCUGCGGGCGGUGCACAUGAAGGAGCACCCGGACUACAAGUAUCGGCCGCGCCGGAAGACGAAGACGCUGACGAAGGCGAAGGAAAAGUAUCCGCUCGGUGUCGGCUCGUUGCUGGGCGGAGGCGGCCAGUCGGCGGACGGGUCCGGCGGUGGUGGUGGCAUGCGGACCGGCUCCUCGACGACACUGGCCGCGCAGCAGGCGGCAGCGGCCGCAGCAGCGGCCGCGGCGGCCGCCGCCAACCGUGAUAUGUACCACCAGAUGCCUCCGAAUGGCUACAUGCCGAACGGCUACACGAUGAUGCACGAUCCGUCCUCGGCCGCCGCCUACCAGUCGCAGCAGCACUACAUGAGCAAUUACCACCAUCACCCCCGGUACGAUAUGAGCCAGAUGGCGGCGGCGGCCGCCGCAUCCGGAACGGGCUCGCUCAACAGUUACAUGAACGCCACCGGAUACGGUAGCAUGUACGGUGGUGGUGGAGGCGGUGGCGGCGGUACCGUCACCGGUGGCCAAACGUCCCCGUACGGUGGCAGCGGAGGUCUGCAGCAACCGGGCUCCCCGUACAGCACGACAAUCCAACAGCAGCCCGGUUCCCCGUACGGCCUGAACCACCAGCCCGGAAGUGCGAUGUCCUGCCAAAGCCACAGUCCGAGUGAUUCGAGCGUCAAAUCGGAACCCGUCUCACCGGGCCCGAUCGCGACCGCCACGAACAACAAUCUGACGAUGAAGCGCGAGUACCUGGGCGGCAGCGGGCACCAGCAGGCGGUGGCGGCAGCUGCGGCAGCCGAUCUGAGCCAUCUCAUCAACAUGUACCACGUGCCGGAGAUGCAGCAACCAUCGGACCACCGGAACCAGCUGAUGCAGCACUACCACCAGCAGCACCAGCAGCAGCAGCAGCAGCACAACGCGAGCGUGUCGCCCGAUCUGCAGACCCAGCAUCAGCACCACCAGCAGCUGCAGCAACAGCAGCAACAGCAGCAGCAGGUCCUGCGAGCGAUGGCGCCGAUCUCACACAUGUGA